UUUAGUUACCCAUUCCCUUUCAAAAUCCUAAAAGAAAAAUUAAAGAUGAAUCAAUCACAAAAUAUAAGUCAUCAAGUAGGACAAGCCACUGGACAAGCUCAGGAGAAAGGAAGCAAUAUGAUGGAUAAGGCAAGCAAUGCUGCUCAAUCGGCUAAAGAAUCUUGCCAAGAGGCUGGUCAACAAAUGAAGGAAAAAUCACAAGAGGCUGUAGAUGCCUUAAAGAACACACAUAAUGCUCAAAAAUGAAUAUGUAUAAUGGAGUGCUCUCUUAACAAUCUAUUUGCACCCUUUGAUUUCUAUUUUUUAUUUUAAAACUUUAUGCAUUGAAUUGUUAUCUAUUUUUAUUAAUUCUGAAUUGUUUUAUUGUAAGAUUUCUGGUAUAUACCAGCAACUUAAAUUAAGAGAGACUACACUUUUAUUCUAAAAUUU
Messenger RNA from Lathyrus oleraceus (garden pea), 429 nucleotides. RefSeq names its product stress-induced protein KIN2. NCBI's taxonomy places the organism in Eukaryota, Viridiplantae, Streptophyta, Magnoliopsida, Fabales, Fabaceae. The coding region runs from base 46 to 246 and encodes 66 amino acids. The transcript has 3 exons. The record is from RefSeq and is a predicted model, not a curated record.